Molecule: messenger RNA, 1756 nt
Organism: Pantherophis guttatus
Lineage: Eukaryota; Metazoa; Chordata; Lepidosauria; Squamata; Colubridae
Source: RefSeq, a predicted model, not a curated record
CUUCUCUCCCCCCUCUCCUCUCUCUCAUCUCCCACCUCUCUCCCCCCUCUGCCCUCUCUCCCCCUCUCUCUUUCUCUUUCUCAUCUCUCUCCCCCUCUUUCUCUCCCCCCUCUCUCUUUGUCUUUCUCACAUCUCUCUGUCUCAUCUCUCUCCAUCCCCGCCCCCCCGUCUGUCUGUCUGUUUCAUUUUUCUUUCUCUCUCAUUCUGAUUCUCUGGCGUUCUCUGGAUUUCACAGGCACUUCUUCAGCCUUUGUUGGUGCUGGACGCACGACCUGAUCUCUCUCCCCCAUUGUGAAGCACGCUAAAUUUAACUGCAUUGCAAGAGCAUUGGGCAGGCCAUGGAGUCGCCAACAACAGCGGCAGAGAGAAACAGCCGGACCAGGCCAGUGUCUCCGGGCUGAGAGGAAGUUGUGUGUCUCCCCGAGAGACCAAACUGCAUGGAGCACCAACAAGGGCUGGAAGAAACAGCCGUAAGACCCAGCAACAGAUGAAGCUUUGUUCCCGGUCUGAAACAUGGAGUGAAUCUCCAUCCCCCGCCCUUCCCUUCUCAAGCCAGAUUUGUCUGCAAAAGUUAAAGCAAAUAGGCAUGGAAAUUCCUGAAGGGAAAGGCCCUUAUUCUGUGGGAUGUACAGACCUCAUGUCUGGUAAUGGUAUUGAGGGGACUUUUUUGCGUCUGUAUUAUCCUUCCCAAAAUCAUAUGAAUUAUGAAAAGACAAAAUGGAUUCCCAAUAAAGAAUAUUAUUCUGGACUGUCUCGUUUUCUUAACAUGUAUUGGAUAGUAGGGGAAUUAAUUCUAGCAGAUUAUUUUGGCUCAGUUACAUCUCCUGCAAAGUGGAAUGCUGAAUUCAAGACUGGAGAAAAAUAUCCCCUAAUUAUUUUUUCCCAUGGACUUGGAGCAUUUAGGACGCUGUAUUCUGCAAUUUGCAUUGAAAUGGCAUCUCGGGGGUUUAUUGUUGCUUCUGUGGAGCAUAGAGACCAGUCCUCUUCAGCUACAUAUUACUAUAAAAAAAACCCCACCAAAGGAAACAAAAGCAAAUCCCCAGCAUUGGACGAGGAGUGGAUGUACUAUAGGGAAUUAAAACCAGAUGAAAAUGAACAGCCGCUGAGGCGGCAACAGGUACAGCAAAGGGCAGAUGAAUGCAUUAGAGCUCUUAAACUUUUGGUUAAAAUUAAUUCUGGAGUUCCCACUGAGAACAUUUUGCCUUUAAAUUUCAACUGGAGACUUUUAAAGAAUUCUAUUGACUUACAGAAGAUAGCAGCAAUGGGGCAUUCUUUUGGUGCUGCCACAGUCAUAGAAACACUUAGCAAAGAUGCACGAUUCAAAUGUGGUGUUGCUCUUGAUGCGUGGAUGCUUCCGCUAUCUGAUGAAGUAUAUCCCAAAGUGCACCAGCCAUUGCUCUUUAUUAAUUCAGAAAAAUACCAGUGGGCUUCAAAUAUCCUAGAGAUGAAGAAACUUAACUAUAAAGGCAGAGAAAGAAAAAUGAUAACUAUUAUAGGAUCAGUACAUCAGAGUUUUCCUGACUUUACAUUCCUUACCGGAAAGAAACUUGGGAAGAUUUUUAAUCUGAUAGGAGAUAUAGAUCCACAAAUAGCUAUUGAUAUUAUCAACAAAGCUUCACUGGCGUUCUUACAGAAACAUUUGGGUCUCUCUAAAGAUUUUAACCAAUGGGACUCUCUUUUGAAUGGCAAAGGACCUAAUGUCAUUCCAGAUACCAACGUUGACUUAACUCCAGGAGCAUCUCAGUGAAAAUAAACA